AAUUUUACCUGCUGUAAAAGAGCAGCUCCGAAGCUGUUCAAAGGGUUGGGUUGGUCUACGGCAAAAUCUACCCCUUUAGAAUAAGUAUUUUAUUGUUUGUUUGGGGGUCUGGAGAGACUGGACUUCUCACGGAAAUAGAACAGGAUCACGCACAUAUUAGGCUAUUCAUUUAGGGGAAUUUUCCUAAAUUGGCUUAAUCCCCCAAACACUUCUUUAUUUUCACCGCGCUUCUAACACGGUCGACUUUGACCGCYUGGGUCUGUCUACGUCGCGUUGCGGGAGAUCUGCGUUUCAAAGAGACCUCUCUAUUUUAAAAUGUUUUUUUAUUUUAMCUUUAUUUAACUAGGCAAGUCAGUUAAGAACAAAUUAUCUUUGAAGGGAUUCACUUAUGUCUGGAUAUUAACUUCCCUUGUUAUUUGAGAACUGUCUGUGAGGAAGACAGUGAAUGUUAUUUUGUUGCUGUUUUUAAACAUUUUAUAGCCGAUUUACAGCAGAAGCGUCACCAUGUUGAGUAACGCUGGAGUCUAUGCUGUCAAAAAGCGGAAGAAGCCCGUUCAGAAAACCAAGAAAACCCCUGCUCCAGAAGUGGUCAAGUCGAACCCUUCCAAACGCCACCGGGAUCGGCUGAACGGGGAGCUGGACAGGCUGACGGGCCUCCUACCAUUCCCAGAGGAUGUGUGCUCUCGCCUGGACAAACUCUCCGUGCUCCGCCUCAGCGUUGGGUACCUGAAGGUGAAGAGCUUCUUCAAAGCGACCAUGAAGAAAAACAGUGUCCUGUUUCCCAGUGAGAAUGGGCUGAACAUUAAUGGGAUGGAAGCCACAAACUUCUCCAAGGGGGACCUACUACUCCAGGCUCUGAAUGGCUUUGUGCUGGUGGUCACAGCUGAAGGACAUGUGUUCUAUGCCUCUCCUACUAUCCAAGACUACCUGGGCUUCCAUCAGUCAGAUGUGGUCCACCAGAGUGUGUUUGAGCUGAUCCACACAGACGACAGAGCAAUGUUCAGACGACAGCUUCACUUUGCCCUCAACCCCAAGCCCUUUGACCCAGAGCAGGGAGGAGACGGCAUGGCAAGCAGCAGUGACAUCACCAGGAACAUUGUGACCUAUAACCCUGAGCAGCUCCCCCCAGAGAACUCCUCCUUCCUGGAGAGGAACUUUGUGUGUCGCUUCCGCUGCCUCCUGGACAACUCUUCUGGCUUCCUGGCUCUGAACUUCCAGGGGCGUCUCAAGUUCCUCCAUGCCCAGAGCAUGCUGGGGGAUGACGGGACACCGAGCCAGCCCAACCUGGGCCUCUUCACCAUCGCAACCCCUGUCCAGAACCCGUCCAUUUUGGAGAUCAGAUCUAAGACAAUCUUCUUCCAGACCAAACACAAGCUGGACUUCACCCCCGUGGGUGUUGAUGCCAGGGGGAAGGUUGUCCUGGGCUACUCAGAGAUGGAGUUGUGUAUGAGAGGCUCUGGUUAUCAGUUCAUCCAUGCAGCUGAUAUGAUGUACUGCGCAGACCAGCAUGUCAGAAUGAUUAAGACAGGAGAGAGUGGUCUGACCACAUUCAGACUACUUCAGAAGACCGGGUGUUGGGUCUGGGUCCAGGCCAAUGCCAGGCUCGUCUACAAAGGAGGAAGGCCUGACUUCAUCAUCGCACGCCAGAGAGCUUUGCUUAAUUCUGAGGGAGAGGAGCAUUUACGCCAGAGGAAGAUGCAGCUGCCCUUCAGCUUCACCACCGGGGAGGCCCUGCUGUACGAGACCGGCCCCACUCUGGAUGCAACUGAGUUCCAAACCAACUCCCCAAAAAUCCGCAAGGUGGAGUCUCUGGACCCCCAGUCUCUGCUGGGCUCCUUACUGAAGCAAGACGAGUCCGUCUACACCCAGCCCCAGGAGCCUCAGCUACCCAUAGACCAGGCAUUCAUGGACAGCCGAGCGCUCACCAACGUAGCCUGUAACUCCUGGCAGAGUAGCAUGGAGCCCCAGGGGCCCGACGGGGAUGAUGAUGGUGACGGUCCCAGUGAGGUGAUGCAGAAGGGGGCGGUGGUGGACAUGAUAGACGCCCUGGAGAAGAUGGCACGAGAUGGGGACCUGUGUGAGGCGCUGCAGGGGCUGGACGUGGACGCGGCCGAACUGAUGGAGUGGGAGAGUGCCCUCAUCAGGCUGAGCCAGGAAUCCAACGGGACUGGGGGCGGGGAUACCUCCCCGGAGCUGGAUGACAUCAUGACCAACGACAUCUUCUCUUACGUGGAGGAAGCCUUGUUCAAGGACAGCAGCCAGGAGAGCGGUAACCAGCCCAAUUGCUCCAUUAUGGUCAACAACAACCCGAACCUAAACCUGUUCACAGAGGUGUUUAACAACAACAACAACAACCAGGAUGGACCAUUCACAGGAAUGGUCAGCCCUACAGGUGUCGGACAGUGCAAGCCCGGGUUGCUUGACAGCCGCAGCUUUAUCCAUAAUGGCUCCCCAGUGAACGGUCAAAUUGGUCAGGUAACAGACAAUGGACCAGAUGAUUUGGCAGGACAGAACCAGGCAGGACCACACCAGGUGUUCAACAGCACCCAGAGGCUCUCCCACUUUGGCCCCCAGAUCCCUCAGAUGGACCGGAACAUCCCCACCCUGCAGCAGCUACAGCUCAACCACAUCUUCACCCCCUCUCUGGAGCUCCCCGAGCUCACUAUCCCACACAGCUCAGGCCAGAACGGGGCUGUUACGUUUGGCACCAACAUGGCUGGAUCCUGUGCUCAGGCACCAAACAACCACAUGGGAAGCCCUCAGGGUAUCACUGGCCGAGUCCACUCUAACCAGUCACCUCCACAGUUUUUCACUCAUAAUGGCUUGCCAGCUACAAUGGCACCAAACGGACCACAGCAGAUCUCGGUUCCGCAAUCCAACCAUGUAGCACCUAGUCUGGUGGAUGGCUGGGCAUCCAUGAUUCCCAGUAAUGCCUUUGUUUCACCCCAGAUUGAAUCUAGCAAUCUCAAUCUAUCUAAUCCCCUUCCGACUGCUUGCCUUCAGGGAAACAGUGCACCAUUUCAGUCACUCAAAAUCCAGAGAGUUCGGCAGUGGACCCAGAACCAGCAGCAGUUGCCACCCCCAGCCAGCACAAUACAGAAUGGAAUAAUGCAGAAUGGACACAAAUUCAUCCCUGACUGUCACAGUCAAGCCACAGAGACCCAAAGAGUCCCUCUCACAGGCCUUUGGCCACAGAACCCCAACAGACUGUACCACCAAACCCAGCAGGGGGGAUUGGCCAAUGACCAGCCUGCUCCAUCCAGUAGCUGCAUGUUUGAGAACAUCUCACCCCCCCUCCCUAAUGGAAACAGCCACGUGGAUGGCACCAGGCUGGCCCCCACGUUGUCUGUAUGCCAGAGUAGGAUGGUGGACCCCCAGGACCAGAGUCCUCCACAGGGCUCUUGCUACUUCCAGUGGGGCCCCAGUGAGCCGGUGGUGGGCACGUCAGCCGUCAUCCAGGACAACGCCAGCACCAGCCCCCCGUCUCGCCCGCUGGUGGCCAACAUAACCACCCCUGAGGGCCUACUGGCCAUGCAGCAGUACCUGGCUGGAUGCAGCGGAGUCGUACAGACACAGAUUCUAAGCCUCCCUGUUAUAGACAGCAAUGGAAUAUUCUCUUUACCACCCCUUGUAAAUGGAUCCAUGUGCUUUACAGAGCACAACCAAACCAACUAUUGCAACUUCUAAACAUGCGUCACAUUGCCUUACGAGGUAAAAAUGGAGGACAGAGAGAGGAGGAAGCCAUCCAUGAAUCUAUUCAUCCUUCCAUGAAUCUAUUCAUCCUUCCAUCUGUACGCGUUCAUAGACAACCCUCUGCCUUAAGAGAUGUCUCAGUGAGGGUGUUGUGAAGACAAGCCAUCCCCUCAUCAUGUGUGGUCAAACACACCAUCCAUCUCCCCAUAUCAGUGUUUGCAGUAAAUACAAGGACUCCUUUAAUUACCCCUUGUCACUUCUGUCAGCAAUGGAACAAAAAGCAGCAACUUCAAAUUGAACUGGUUUUCUUUGUAUUUUUGCAUUGUCUUCUGUUUUGUUUGCUGAUGCCUUGUCUUUGUUUAUAUUACUGUGUAACAACAGUUUCUGUCACAACUUGUUUGUUUAAUUGCCUUCAAUGAUAUGAAUGAAGUAUGAAUCCUCACUAGUGCAUUUGGCUUGCAUUACUUGGCUUUUUAAGGUCAUGACCAAUUCCCAAAGUGAUAUUCUAAUGAAGCAAGCCGUAUUCAUUUCUUUUUUUACGUUUGUUUCUUGUGCACUUACAUUAUAGUCGGAUGGUGAUAGGACACCAUUCAAGUUUUCACUCAUGGGAAAACAAAACAAAAUACUAAUAUUGUACACAAAAAUAAAGUCAUAACAAACGUUUUUGUAUGGAGUGUAAAUACAGAAAUUGAAUCUAUAUUCUUAUAUAAAGAUAUUAUG
Molecule: messenger RNA, 4413 nt
Organism: Salvelinus sp. IW2-2015
Lineage: Eukaryota; Metazoa; Chordata; Actinopteri; Salmoniformes; Salmonidae
Product: aryl hydrocarbon receptor
Biological process (GO): regulation of transcription by RNA polymerase II; response to xenobiotic stimulus; xenobiotic metabolic process
Cellular component (GO): nucleus; aryl hydrocarbon receptor complex
Molecular function (GO): protein dimerization activity; nuclear receptor activity; transcription cis-regulatory region binding
Source: RefSeq, a predicted model, not a curated record